Salvelinus sp. IW2-2015 is the source of this 2575-nucleotide messenger RNA. NCBI's taxonomy places the organism in Eukaryota, Metazoa, Chordata, Actinopteri, Salmoniformes, Salmonidae. The record is from RefSeq and is a predicted model, not a curated record.
CUAGAUGACGUGGCGAUGAUACUCUCUGCAGUGGAUAUCCUCAGAAGGCUAGAUGAGGUGGCUAUGAGAAGUUCUACAGUGGAUGUCCUCAGAAGGUUUUCAUUCCCCACGCCUAUCUUGGCUCACUCCCCACGCCCCUCCCCAGAACUGUUUCCUUCACUAUAUAUUCAUGGUCGCAUCGUUGUCGGACUUGUCUGGAGUGCGGAGGCGGACGGAAUAAGGGGAAAAGGUCAAAAAAUGCAGCACUUAACUUUAUUCACUUUGGCGCUCACCUUGAUUGCAACGAUUUGUUUGGCAAAGUCACCCUAUCAGUCAGUUCUUCAGCACAGCAGGAUAAGAGGCCGGCAGCAUGGACCCAACGUGUGCGCGAUGCAAAAGAUACAAGGGACUGACAAGAAAUACUUCACCAACUGCAAGCAAUGGUACCAUCGCAAGAUCUGCGGCAAGCAGACGGUGAUCAGCUAUGAGUGUUGCCCCGGUUACGAGAAGCUUCCAGGAGAGAAGGGUUGUCCUGCUGCCCUGCCGUUGGUGAACAUCUACAACACGCUGGGUGUGGUUGGAGCCGCCACCACUAAGAUGUACUCAGAGAGGGCUCAGCUGAGGGAGGAGAUCGAGGGGCCUGGGAGCUUCACCUUUUUCGCUCCCAGCAACCAGGCCUGGGCGGCCCUACCCAAUUGUAACAGUGAACUGUGCUCGUCUGGUGAAAACAGACCAGCAUGCGACCAACGGGAUCGUGCACGUUGUGGACAGAGUCAUCACCGCGGUUACCAACAACGUGCACACUUUCAUCGACACCGAUGAUGAUCUGGAGACUCUUCGUACUGCUGUUGCUGCUGCUGGUCUGACCCAAAUGCUGGAGAGCGAUGGUCACUACACGGUGUUCGCUCCAACCAACGAAGCCUUUGAGAAGAUCCCCACUGAAAUGCUCAACAGGAUCCUGGGAGACCCCGUGGCUCUGAGAGACCUGCUGAACUACCACAUCCUGAAGAGCAUGCAGUGUGCAGAGUCCAUCACAUCUGGCAGUCCUCUGGAGACCCUACAGGGGACUGUUCUGGAGGUGGGCUGUGAUGGGACUGACAUGACCCUCAACGGGAAGGCCAUCGUCCAGAUGAAAGACCAGCUGGGGACCAACGGAGUCGUCCAUUACAUCAACGAGCUCCUCAUCCCAGACUCAGCUGGCCCAGGGAUCCGUCGUUACCACAGCGACCAAGCUGUUUGUUGAUGCUGAUCUUGGCUCCCACCUUUCUGGCUCAGAGGCUCUGACCAUCCUGACCCCUCAGAAUGAAGCUUUCAAAGAGGGUGUGACGAUGACUGGUGAGCUGAAGAAGCUGUUGAAGAACCACAUCCUGAAGGAGCAACUCUCUUCCAGUUUACUGUACCACAGACAAGAGCUGGAGACUCUGGGAGGAAUCAAACUGAGAGUGUUGGUCUACCGUAACAGCCUGUGCAUAGAGAACUCCUGUAUCGCUGCCCACGACAAGACUGGACGUUUUGGCAGCAUGUUCACAGUCGACAAGGUCCUGACUCCCCCAAUGGGCACCAUCAUGGAUGUCCUGAAGGCUGAUGACCGAUUCAGUCUGUUGGUCGGUGCCAUCCAGACGGCUGGCAUGACAGAGCUGAUGAACCAGGCCGGUCCUCAUACCGUGUUCGCUCUCACCAACGAUGCUUUCAGCGCCUUGCCAAAGGCUGACCUCAACAAACUCAUGGAGGAACCAGACCGUGUACAUCAACAAGGUCCCAGUGGUUGAAGCCGACUUGAUGGCCACCAAUGGAGUUGUCCACGCUGUGGGAGCCAUCAUAAAGCCACUGUCUCCUAAGGUUGACAGGGAACAGGCUGAUGACCCCAUCAGGACUGCCUCUUCCAUGAGAAAAGACUCAAGAAUCGGAGUGAAAAACGAUGAUCUCUUCCAGAAGGUCAGGAAAAGUAUCUCCAGCAGAACGAUGACUCGCAUCCAGUAAAUUAAGAGAAAAACAUCAACAUCAACACAAAUCAGUGGAUUGUUCCUUUUGUUUAUGGAAUAUAUUCUUAUCUGAAAAAAAUWAAAAUAAUAGGAAGUCUAAUGGAUCUAAUUUUGUCAAAGAUGGUAAAUAUUAACCGAUCUCUAGAUGAAGACAGAGAUGGGGUAUGUUUUAGUGGAAUAUCUUGUAUAAUUGCUUUCAUAUACCAAAGACCGAAGAUUUMAAUUACUUGUCUAUUGUCUUUUAUGUGAAAAAUGGACAACCAAAGCACAGCAACUAGCUAUGACUACAUAUAGUGUAGUUUCAUCAAAGUCUUUUGAAUGUUCACAUGUGACUUCUGUUUUUAAAUGUAAACGCAGAGUGGAUUUUCAUGAUAAAUAUAUACUGUAUUUUGUUUUGAUAUGAUAGAUGUAGCAUGUUUGCAUGUUUAGGCUGGAACGGAAAAGCUAUUCGGGCGUACGCAAAUAAGUUCUGAUUCUCUUCGAUUUUUUUUCAUUAAACCUGUUGAAAACAAUAAUGAACCCUUAGUUAUGUCACAUGCUUUCCAUUUGUAACACACUGUAGCAAUAUAUUUAUGUGUGGAAACCAAAGAGUAAUGUCUGCACAUCCCUCCCCC